Molecule: messenger RNA, 1255 nt
Organism: Spinacia oleracea (spinach)
Lineage: Eukaryota; Viridiplantae; Streptophyta; Magnoliopsida; Caryophyllales; Amaranthaceae
Product: epsin-3
Exons: 4
Coding region: 220-1152 (310 amino acids)
Biological process (GO): endocytosis
Cellular component (GO): plasma membrane; clathrin vesicle coat; endosome
Molecular function (GO): phospholipid binding; clathrin binding
Source: RefSeq, a predicted model, not a curated record
UCAAUGGCUAGGGAUAAAUGUAUUCAUCCCCAAAUUUGAUAUACGACUAUUAAGCUAAUACCAGGCAUUUCAAAAAUAUUUUUUAAAAAAAAAAUGCAAUCGAACCCACAUUCUAAAAACAAUAAUUCAAAAUUGCCAGCAAAAUUAAAUAAAAUAAAUCAAUAAAUCAAAAAGGGGAUUUAAUUUUUUAGGGUUUCAAAGAUCAACACUCAAACAAAAAUGGGGACAUUGUUAAUGAGGCAAGCAUCAAGUUUUCUGCAAGAAAAAUAUAGAGCUGCAAGAUUGGCAUUAACUGAUAUCUCUGAAGCUGAAUUGUUGGUGGAAAAAGUUACAGAUGAUAAUCCAUGGUGUCCUGACACCAAAACCAUGACUCAAAUAGCCGAGGCAUCUUACGAUUUUGAUGGCUACUGGAAAAUUGUUGAUCUUCUACACAAGAGGUUGUGUAAUGUUAAUUGGAAGAAAUGGAGACAAUCUUACAACUCACUGAUUUUGUUGGAGUUUUUAAUCACACAUGGUCCUGAGGAUUUUGCUACGGAAUUUAGAAGUGAUGUUAAUGUUAUCAAGGAGUUGGGAACAUUUUGUUAUACAGAUCAAAAGGGGGUGAAUUGGGGGCAUUACAUGAGAAACAAAACAGAAAGGAUAUUACAAUGUAUGGAAGGAGGAUCAUCACUUCAAGAAGUUAGGUCCAAGGCAAUAAAACUAACAAAUGAAAUCCAAGGAUUUGGAAGUUCACCAUCAUCAAUAUCAUCUCCUUUAUCAACAUCAUCCCCAACAAGUUCAUCAUGGAGAUCAUCAUUUCAUUCUAAUUCUCCUUCAAGCCCUACAUUAUGGAAUGACAAUACUAAUUAUUACCAAAACUAUCAUGGUGAAAUGGAUAAGCAACCUUUUGAUCAUCAUCAUCAAGACUACCUUGAACCUAAUCAUUCUCCUAAAGAAAUGAUCUUUCACCAUAAAUUGCCUAAGAAUUUCCUUGGAGUUAUUGCGAGUGACUUGUUGGAUUGGAAUUCGAUUGAGGAUACAUUCACUGAAAUUGAUUUGAAUGACGGUGAAGAUCCUAACAAGAAAAAAAUCGGAUUUUUUCAAGGAAUGUGCGUGAAGCAUGUUGGUUAUAGCCCGUUGAAAAAGGAUGGUGACAGAAAAAAGAAUACUUGAACUGAUUACCAAUUAGUGUUCACCAGAAUUACAUAACAACUUUAAGUCCAAAUAAUGUACUUUAUUUUGGUUAAUAGAUGAUCUAUGUAGUUGAUUAAUUCAA